This is a messenger RNA of Anolis sagrei ordinatus, 1042 nucleotides long. The record is from RefSeq and is a predicted model, not a curated record. Lineage: Eukaryota; Metazoa; Chordata; Lepidosauria; Squamata; Anolidae.
AUGCAAGUCUCUACCUUACAAGUUGAUGAAGAUCUAGUGAACAGUUCAGGCAAAUUUCUACUCUUGGAUCGCAUGCUGCCAGAGCUGAAAAAGCGAGGACACAAGGUGCUGCUAUUCUCACAAAUGACACAGAUGUUGGAUAUUUUGAUGGACUACUGCUAUCUGAGGAAUUACCAGUUCAGUCGCUUGGAUGGAAGCAUGUCCUAUACAGAGAGAGAUGAAAAUAUGAGUAAAUUUAACAAAGAUCCAGAAGUUUUUAUAUUUCUUCUGAGCANUCUGAGCACGCGGGCUGGAGGUCUUGGCAUUAAUCUGACGGCAGCAGAUACAGUAAUCAUUUAUGACAGUGACUGGAACCCGCAAUGUGAUCUUCAGGCUCAAGACCGAUGUCAUAGAAUUGGCCAGACGAAGCCGGUGGUUGUCUAUCGCUUUGUAACUGCAAAUACCAUUGAUCAGAAGAUUGUGGAAACAGCUGCCGCCAAAAGGAAGUUAGAGAAGCUGAUUAUACACAAAAAUCAGUUUAAAGGUGGAAAAUUAGGAGGAUACCAGUCAAAGCGAUGUUUGGACCCCAAGGAGUUAAUAGAGUUGCUACAGUCCUGCGACUAUGACAGAGAAAUAAAAGGAUCAAGAGAAGGAGUAAUAACUGACAAAGAUUUAGAGUUAUUGUUGGACAGAACUGACCUUACAACCCAAAUAAAAAACCCCGAAGGACAUAAUGGAAAAAUGGGAUUCUUCAGGGUAGUAGAAACUGCUGAGGACGGUAACUCAGAUGUUGUGCUUUGAAGCUUUGAAGUAUAGACAAUUUGCACUCCUGUGCCUCUGCAAACCUGUAGAUUGACACUGCCAGAGGAGUUAUUUUAUGAGAGACUUGAUAUCAAGAUCACUAGAUUUGCAUUAUGUACAAAAAAGAAAAGUUUUGGAUUCACUUGUUGAUGGUUGAAACAUUUUCAAUCAAUUAUUUAGACUUCAAUAGCUUGUAGCUCAGAAAAAGCUAUACUGUGUAAUUUGACAUUUUGUAAUCUAAAUAAAGUUUGUUUUUAUUAGA